CCUGCUUUUUUUUUUUUUUUUGAUCCCGCUCCUCCUCCCGGGAUCGCUCCCGGCCAUGGAAGGCUCGGGACCCCCGGGGGGGGCGCGGGGGUCGCCGCCCCCCUGAAGGAACGGCGGGAAAGCUUCCCGUUUUCCCCGACGAUGGAAAAGCUCCUGCUCCCUCUCCUCUUCUUCUUCACCUCGAGCGCCUCGAACGCGCCGCCCUGCCCCAAGCGCUGCUCGUGCCAGAACCUCUCGCCGUCCUUCACCAUCCUGUGCACCAAGACCGGGCUCCUCUUCGUGCCGCCCGGCAUCGACCGGCGCACGGCCGAGCUGCGCCUCAUGGACAACUUCAUCACCGUGCUGCGCCGGCGCGACUUCGCCAACAUGACGCAGCUCAUCCACCUGACGCUGUCGCGCAACACCAUCAGCCAGAUCAUGCCUUACGCCUUCUCCGACCUCAGGGGCCUCCACGCGCUCCACCUGGACAGCAACCGCCUGACGUCCAUCGGCGAGGACCACUUCAAGGGGCUGGUCAACCUGCGGCACCUGAUCCUGAGCAACAACCAGCUCAGCUUCAUCUCGCCCCGGUCGCUGGACGAUUUCUUGGAGACCAUCGAGGAUUUGGACUUGUCCUACAAUAACCUGGUGGACGUCCCUUGGGCCACCGUGGCCAAGCUCUCCAACGUCAACACGGUGAGUUUGGAUCACAACCUCAUCGAGUUCGUGCCCGAGGGGAUCUUCUCCAACCUCCACAAGCUGGCCAGGUUGGACAUGACCUCCAACAAGCUCAAGAAGAUCCCGCCGGACCCGCUGUUCUCCCGCAUCCCCGUCUACGCCAAAUCCAAAGGCUCCCCGCUGACCUCCUUGGUGCUGAGCUUCGGCGGCAACCCCCUGCACUGCAACUGCGAGCUGGUGUGGCUGCGGCGCCUGACGCGCGAGGACGACCUGGAGACGUGCGCCUCGCCGCCGGAGCUGAUGGGCAAAUACUUCUGGAGCAUCCGCGAGGAGGAGUUCGUCUGCGAGCCGCCCAUGAUCACCCACCGGACGCCCAAGCUGGUGACGGCCGUCGGCCAGAGCGCCUCGCUCAAGUGCAAAGCCGUGGGCGACCCCGACCCCUACGUGCGCUGGAUCGCCCCCGACGGCAAACUGGUGGCCAACACGUCCAGGACGGUUUCGUACGAGAACGGGACGUUGGAUAUUUUGGAGGCGGCCGCGGGGGACCAAGGGACCUUCACGUGCAUCGCCUCCAACGCCGCCGGCGAGUCGACGGCGCCGGUGGAGUUCCGCGUGGUGCCGGACGGCAACGGCACCGAGUGCGAGGAAGAGGAGGGGAAGAAGGCGGGCACGGCCGGGCCGGAGCCGUCGGAUAUCCUGAUUUCGGCCAAAUCCAGCCUGGGCAACGACUCCAAGCUGGAGAGGGGGGACAGAGGGGGGGUGGUGGUGGCCGAGGUGACGGCGACGUCGGCGCUGGUGCGGUGGCCGCCGCAGGAGGAGCUGGAAGGGCUGAGGAUGUACCAGAUCCAGUACAACAGCUCGGCCGACGAGAUCCUGGUUUAUCGGAUGAUCCCGGCGCCCAGCGCGUCGUUCUCGCUGUCGGACCUGGCCCCGGGCCGGGCGUACGAGCUGUGCGUGCUGGCCGUGUUCUCGGACGCGCGGAGCUCGCUGCCGGCCACGCGCCCGCUGGGCUGCUCGCGCUUCUCCACGCGGCCGCCGGCGCGGCCGUGCCGCUCGCUGCAGGCGCACUUCCUGGGCGGCACCAUGAUCAUCGUCAUCGGCGGCAUCAUCGUGGCCUCGGUGCUGGUGUUCAUCUUCAUCCUCCUGAUGAAGUACAAGAUCCACAACCACCGGCCCAAGGGCAAGGCCCACGUCUGCUCGCAGACCAACGGCUCCCACGGCGCCCACGGCGGCCGCCCCGCCGCCAAGCCGGAAGCUUCCGGAGCCGCCGGCAAGGCCGGCCCCGGCGACUGGGACGGCGACAAGGGGGAAGGGGCCGAGCUGGGGUCCUGA
This is a messenger RNA of Motacilla alba alba, 1989 nucleotides long. Its product is annotated as leucine-rich repeat and fibronectin type III domain-containing protein 1-like protein. The record is from RefSeq and is a predicted model, not a curated record. The transcript is spliced from 3 exons. NCBI's taxonomy places the organism in Eukaryota, Metazoa, Chordata, Aves, Passeriformes, Motacillidae. Gene Ontology annotation, molecular function: protein binding. Bases 142 to 1989 code for a protein of 615 amino acids.